Messenger RNA from Aplosporella prunicola CBS 121167, 2898 nucleotides. RefSeq lists its product as uncharacterized. The transcript has 3 exons. Lineage: Eukaryota; Fungi; Ascomycota; Dothideomycetes; Botryosphaeriales; Aplosporellaceae. The record is from RefSeq and is a predicted model, not a curated record. Gene Ontology annotation, molecular function: DNA binding. The coding region runs from base 168 to 2693 and encodes 841 amino acids.
CAUCGCUACUGUUGACUUUACGGCUUUUCUCUUCAUAACGGUAAAGCGAUCGAAGGUGCUGAUAGCCAAGUCGUGAUCAGUCUUGACUGAAUCAUCACGAUUCGAAUUGUUCUACAUCAAGUUUGAACAGUUGCGGCUUAUAUUCGUGAUUUGAUAACUCUUUCGAAAUGGCACGAUUGUCACGGGAAGAUGAUCUGCAGCCAUCAAAUGUAAUAGACAUGUUGCCUUCGGAUGGUGCUAUCGUACAAAGUGACGACCAAGAGGAGGUGGAUGCUCAACUCUGGGCAGAACAGAACACCCCACGAGCCGCCGUUGCCCGUCGCCCUGUGUCCACAACACGUCCUGGGGAUAAAACUGCGAAUAUGCUUAACGAUGCUAUUUGGGGCUCUUCCGGCUCUCCGCACUCGCCCAUGGUUCCCUCCAGUUCUCGUGUAGUCAAGCAGCUGCCGACUGAAGACCAGAAAAGGAGGUCCUAUGAAUUCAUGGACCAAUUUCGCAGGCAAUCUAACCCGGAGAGCAAGCCUAUUACCUCCUCUCCUUUGUAUGCGCCUGGGAAGCUGAGGAGGCCUAGUUUUCAGGCCCUCGAACAGUUGAGAAAAAGACGCGCCAGUAAUGAAGAAAGGCCAAACGUCUAUGACAUCCAGCCAUCUCCCGAGAGAUCACCUCCUUCUGCUCAAAAAUAUUCAAUUGAGGAGGAUGAGGAUGAGAGGGAGGAGGUGGAGGAGACUGAGGGAGCGCAGCCCCAUGGGGAAGUACGUGACGAAAGGAAUGAGGAAGAAGAGCAUGAAGAGGAAGAACAAGGCACGGAAGGCGCGGAAGAGCAAGGUGUGGGAGAGGAAGAUGCAGAAGAAGAUGUGGAAGAGCAAGACGCGGAGGAGCAAGACGCGGAGGAGCAGGGCGCGGAAGAGGAAGAUAUGGAAAAGGAAGAUGUGGAGGAGAUUCCGAAAAAGAGGACGACCCGUGCAACCCGCAAAGCAACCAGCGAUCAACAAGCUACCGCUUCUUCUGAAGCCGGGCCUGCGGGUGGAGCCAUCAAGCGAAAACGGGGACGUCCAUCCAAACAAGCGGCGGCGUCUUCCCCUCAACAACCAAAACAAACAAUGGCAUCUUCUCCUCAACAACCAAAGAAACGCGGUCGUCCCCCCAAGUCAACGGUUGCAGAAAGUCCAUCCACAGCUGCCCCAAAGAAGCGGGGGCGUCAGUCGGACUCGAGUGUCGAUGUGUCCUCGGCACCAAGACCCAAAAAGGCCAAGACCACUGAUGAGACCAGGGCUAGUGUCAGGGCUAAGAAAGCCGCUCAGGACGCCGAGCCCUCUUCUGAAAAUGGAAGACGGUCCUCUGCAAGAGUGGCCGAGAAGUCGACGCAACCUCGGCAAGUGCAGCCUGUGGAGGGACAGAAAACGAGUCCCAAGAAACAAGCAAAGAGUCGUCAACCGCCCAAGGAGAAGGCAACCCAAGAGGACACCGUGCCCGACACUGAGGAAGAUGGCAGACAAGAAGACAAAACAGCAGUGUUAGUCCAAGACGACGCCCCCCAAGAAGAAGAUGGUGAAGACGGCGAAGUCGAUCCAGCACUCUAUGAACAUAGAGCGGAGCUACGAGCAAUCUGGAACAACAAGCGAGGCGUUGAAAUGGUUAGGUCGAACCGCAAGGCCAAUGGACUCCAAAUUAAGACAAAAACCGUCAAAACCCUUCUCAGAAAAUGUAAAGCCCUUAACGAACUUUGCGAUGGCACAAGCAAUCCCGACAUUGCGGAACAGAGCGAGGAAGACAAGGUCAAGACAUUGAUCUCUCGUAUCCGAACUUCUGUAAAUAAGAUGGACCUGCACGACAAGGUGGACCUCAAGAAUUUUCUACUCCAAGAGAUCUACGCCUUCGUCUUCCCAGGUCUAUUAAGGGUGCUCUGCAACGUCGUGGAUUUCUACGUCGACAGGUACCGUAGCGACGACAACUCAAUUCCGACUGAGCCGCUAGAAACAAUCGUCGACUUCACCGCCACCAUCAUCGAGUUACGAGAGCGCCUACUCACGCACCCGACAGAGGUCCCCGGACACCUUCGUAUCGUUAAGCCCGUAAAGAAUGGCAUUGUCGCACCUCUUAAGUUAUUCCUUGCACAGCUCAAAUGGUGCUUAGAGAAGCAGCGCACAAGAGAACGAAACGAGCGCGAGCGCCUCCAUGACAAGCACCGGCGGCAACGUAUGCGAGAAGAACGAGCACGCGAAGCGGCCGCCCGCGAGCCCGAGCGUAUCCGCAGAGAAGACUGGCGCCUGCUAUACAUCAAGCGGAUGGAGCUGGAGCCGAACAAGUUCCUGCGCUACCGCCUCGAGGGCGAACUCAGCGAGCACUGGCCCAGCAACUCCAACAUCGACGCCAAUGGCGAGCCGUUCGACCGCGUCGACGCGUUCAACCAUCGCCCCGAGGUUGGGCACCGCGCGCCCGCGUUGUCGAUUGCCAGUGAGCCCGAGUGGACGGAUGAGCGGGGCGCUGCGCUGUUGGAGGCGUUGGCUGAGGAGAGUGCCAAGCAGUGGGAUAAUCCCCGCCUUAGUGUGUAUUCGCAGGUGUUUGAGCGGCUGUGUAAGCCGGGCGACUUGUUGUGGGAGUUUUCGGCUGCGGAUAUUGUGCGCAUGGCAAUGCACGCCAAAAAGAUGCUGUUGCCGCAGUUCGAAUGGAUGGAGAGGAUACCCGAGUUUUAGGUAUCGGUAUCUGGGGUUCUGGGUGGUAGUAGGUGGGGUUUUCAUGUGGGCUGGACUGGUUUUCGAUACUUAGGUACUGUUGGUGCUUUUCGGCGUAUGGGUAUGAAAUUGUCUAUCUCGGUACUGUCAAGUUGGCUGUUCUUUUUCUUCACUGGCUUUGAGUUGUUCAUCCAUCUAUACCUAAUAAAUACCUAUAUCUCAGGAC